CAAAACUACGAAUGAAAAGUGAUUUCGGAGAGAAAAAUUGAAGCCUUUUCAUGUGAUUUUGUGAAUUUGUGUUUGUGCAAAAUUCAUUGUAGACUGUGUUUGUAUAAUAUUUUUGGAGCAACGUUCCCAAAAAAACGUACCGCUUGGUAGUAAUAUGAGUAAUGUUACCAACCAAAAUGGAACAGGUCUAGAGCAGCAGCUUGCUGGUCUGGACUUGCAGCCUCAGGCUAAUAAGAGUGCUGGCCGCUACAUCCCCCCGCAUCUGCGUAGGCAGUUGCAGGCCAAUCCUUCACAAGGGGAAGAGUCUAAGCGUCCAAGCUUAGACGCCCGUUCAAACGAACAACGGGACGGCCGUUCAUCAUUCGGAGGCAACUCUAGAACCUACGACCGUGGUGGUCGGCGCGACGACCGCGAACGUGACCGCGACCGUGACUACGAUCGCGGCAACGACUCGCGAUUCCCGCGCAGAGACCGCGGUCGUGAUUCAGGCUAUCAAAAUGGCGAUUCAGAGCCACAACGCUGGUCGGAGUCGUCAGAGAGAUGGGGCUCAUCGGGUGGCGGCGGGCGCAGCUCGGGCGGCGGAACGGGCACGUCGAGCCGCGAGUCGCGCGACGUGCGCCGCGACGAGGACUUCAACGAGCCACCGCAGCCGCGCAACGACCGCUGGAAGGAGCCGGAACCACGCGCUGACGACCGCAACAACUCGCGCUGGCCCUCCGAUGAUGUACGCCGUACGAGCAAUCGCAGGGACGAGGUUGGCCAUGAAAACAAUUCAAAUGAUUGGACGGUCCCGCUACCUCGCGACGAGCGGCAGGAGUUGGAGCUGUUUGGCACCGGUAACACAGGCAUCAACUUCUCGAAAUAUGAAGACAUACCAGUUGAGGCCAGCGGUGAUCGCGUCCCAGACUUCAUCACCAGUUUUGAGGAUGUUAACCUGACGGAUUUAAUGCGCCAGAACAUAGCUUUCGCUCGUUACGACAAGCCGACACCAGUCCAAAAGUAUGCAAUCCCCAUCGUGCUGGCCAGACGAGAUCUCAUGGCAUGCGCACAGACAGGUUCUGGAAAAACGGCCGCCUUCCUUGUGCCCAUCCUCAAUCAGAUGUACGAAGCUGGGCCUGUUAAACAUAUGGGACAAUGUGUGCGACGCAAGCAGUACCCGCUGGGCCUGGUGUUGGCUCCGACGCGCGAGCUCGCUACUCAGAUUUUCGAUGAGGCUAGAAAAUUUGCCUACCGUUCCCGUGUGCGACCUUGUGUCGUUUGGCUGACGAGCACGGCAGCUGAUGGGCGCCUUGGCGGCGGCGGACGUCGGACAGGAAGCAGGUCUGGCGGGGGACGAUUUGCAAGCAGCGGCAGUGGCUUUGGCGCUAGAGAUUUCCGUACUCAAUCGCGUCAGACUCCACGGUCGGCAGGGCCAUCUACUAUUGGCUCUGGGUUUGGAUACGGCGGCGGGUCGUAUGGCGGUAACUAUGGCGGGUCGUACGGCGGCGGCGGCGGCGGCGGCAGCAGCGGCGGCCCCGACUGGUGGGACUCGUAAGCGUCCGCUCGCACUCCGCAGACCUCGCACCGCACGCGACCCCGUACUCGACCCCUUCAUUCGUAACUUAAGUGAUGUGAAACGUUCUAGAUUAAUAUAUUUUAUUUUAAUUCGUAAACUAAUAGUUGGACUGAAAUUGACCUGUGACUAUUUAAUAUGGUAAUGUUUGUACAAUAGAAGAGAGCGGUGCGACAGAGAGAUGUGUUUGGGCGCGGUCGGCCGCGGGCGCUGAAUCUCAGGUGCGCUGCCCGAUGGUCCGACCGAACCUUGUUUCUUAACUUCAUACUAUCACAUAGGCAUGCUUAACAAAUGUCUGUGAACAUAUUCCGCGAGAAUGGUAGUUCGCGAUCAUUAAUGAAGUAAUCGAUUAGAUUAAAUUUGAUCACAUGUAUCGUUUGCGUCACGCGCGACGUGACUCGCACGCGUUUUGUCUUUUUUAGUAACGAUUAUGUGAAAGUAGUUUAUUAAUAUAGAAAUAUUUUUGAUGUCCGAUCUGUAUCGUGAAUUCGUAAGUGAACAAUGUAAUUGUGUAUUUUCGAUUUUCUAUUUCCUGAAGGUCUCAUAGCUGAACUCACUCAUGACACUGGAAUUUUGAAGCAUUUACGCACUCUAAAAUCGAUGUAGCUAAUGGAGCAGUAGAUUUAGAAAUUGAAAAGUACCGAUACAGUAUCAUAGCAAAUAAUUACAAAAUUUUAUCAGUAGAGAUCCCAUAUUGUAAUAUCUGUCUUCGACGUGAUCUAUUAUUUGAAUGUGAAUUUACCAAUAAAAAUUAAGAAACAGA
This is a messenger RNA of Spodoptera exigua (beet armyworm), 2315 nucleotides long. The record is from the annotation of a GenBank genome assembly. NCBI's taxonomy places the organism in Eukaryota, Metazoa, Arthropoda, Insecta, Lepidoptera, Noctuidae.